Oppiella nova is the source of this 525-nucleotide messenger RNA. The record is from the annotation of a GenBank genome assembly. NCBI's taxonomy places the organism in Eukaryota, Metazoa, Arthropoda, Arachnida, Sarcoptiformes, Oppiidae.
AACAUUAAUAUUAAUAAUAAUGUAAAUAAUGGUAGUAAUGGUAAUGGAAAUGGAAAAAAGGAAGUCAUCAGUUGCGAGGCUUUCGUCGACUAUUGGAAAAAAGUCAUAUCCUCGUGUUAUGACAACGCCUCGCGUUUCGUCAAAAUCCUGACCUCUGGUCAACGGAACUAUCUUUUGCCCGAAGACUUUGCGCCAAUGAUUCAGGACGUGAUCGACACUCACCCGGGACUGGCAUUCCUGAAGGAUGCCGAGGAGUUUCACUCGCGUUACGUCCAUACAGUGAUCGCCAGAAUCUUCUACUGCGUGAACAAGUCAUGGACGGGCAGAAUAACGCUACCGGAGCUGAAAAAGUCUAACUUCUUGCAAGUGGUCUCUCUAUUGGAAGAGGAGGACGACAUCAACCAAAUAACCGAUUACUUCUCAUACGAACACUUUUAUGUGAUUUAUUGCAAGUUUUGGGAAUUAGACAAAGACCACGACCUCUUCAUCAGCAAAACCGAUCUCAGCCGACAUAACGACUCCGGU